GUGAGGCGAAAAGGAAAGCAUCGCUGAAACGAGAUCCUCGCCGUUUCGCGAACAAAUCGGUGACUGUCUCCUGCUAUCUCCCCCUUUCCGCCACUUCGCUCCGCUCCCAUGCCUCCUGCCCCCUCUCGCCGUGGAGGCACCCCAAACCCUAGCCCCUGAAACCCUAGAUCCUCCUCCCCUGUUCCGAUGGCGGGGGCCGCGGCGUCCCCAGCGGCGGGCCACGUGGUGGAGCGGUUCCGGUCGCGACUGCGCGAGGAAGCGGGCGGCGGCGAGCCGGGCGCCGCCGCGGUCGUGCACGUGUACGCGGAGGCGCUCCGUGAGCUAACCUUCAACUGCAAGCCGGUCAUCACCGAGCUCACCAUCAUCGCGGGCCAGCACGCCACGCUCGCCGCCGGGGGAAUCGCCGACGCCAUCUGCGCCCGCGUCGCCGAGGUGCCACCAGAUCAGAUAUUACCAUCUUUGUAUCUGCUAGAUAGUAUUGUGAAGAACAUAGGUGGGGAAUAUGUAGAGCAUUUUGCAACUAGGUUGCGAAGUGUAUUUGUUGAUGCAUACUACAGAGUUCAUCCAAACCAGUAUACUUCAAUGAGGCGCCUCUUUCGUACCUGGUGGCCAGUGUUCCCUUCUUCUGUGCUUCGCAGCAUUGAGGAUGACCUUCAAUUUUCUUCCUCGGAGAAUAACCGCCCCACCACAUCAACAAAUCUGCAUCAAACAGAGUCGUUAUCUCCUAGGCCAUCUCAUGGCAUACAUGUAAAUCCUAAAUACCUGGAAGCACAACAUAAGUUCAAGCAGGCCAAUGUGGUGCACCAGCCAGCAGCUCGGGACACUAGGCAAAUGACUGAUGUGCAGGAGGAUCUGAUAAAUGGAUUAGCAUCGAAUAGUUCGUGUGAACGGCCUUCAAUUUUCCAGAAAUCUUCUUUACAGUAUGCUGAUGAUCCUGAUCAACAAGAGACGUUUCGGCCUCUUGCUGGAACAAGGGCAGCAUCACCACAUCUCUUGAGUACACAUGCAUCUGAUAUGAAUCUAGAUGGGCCAUUAGUCAAUUCAAGGAGAAACUUGUCCAUAUCACCACCUCUUGAUGUGUUCUCUAGGAAUGUGUCCCCCAAGAGAGCACUAGAGAGGCUGCCACCAUCUCAUUCUGUAUUGGGACCUGAUCCCAGAAAAUUCACUGAUCGAAAUGGCAGGUUAAGAUGGGGUUUGGAUGAUGGUGCACAACGGCCUACAAUCAGUAUGCUUGAUGAAGAGUACAGGAAGCAAAGUGCAAGGGAACUUAUUGAUGCAUAUGGGAAUUGUCAAGGACGAGAUGCUGAUGAACGACUUCCUAAAGUGCAGCGCCUGGAUCCAAAUGGUAUGGCUAGCAGAUCUAGUGCACGAAAUUGGUUAACUUCCGAGGAAGAAGAGUAUUCAUGGGAGGAUAUGAGCCCAACUUUGACUGAUCGAGUCAGUAGCAGCAUGCCAUCUUUUCCUCCUGGAACCAUGAGAACUGGAUUUCCUGGGGCAAAUGCAGGGUUACUGGAAUCUGAUGUUGGGAGGCACAAUUUCCCAAGCCAAGCUACUAGAUUAUCGGUUGAUGGUUCACCGUUUAAUCUUGAAGAUAGGUUUUCAACUGCAAGUCAUGUUAACAUGUCUACAAGGAGAUAUCCAAGCAAUUUUGGUGUUCAGAAUGGAGCUCUUUUGAAAUUCCAGAAUUCUGAACAUGCCCUAAAUCAUGGGAGAAUUGCUACCAUGCCAGCUCCACCUUGGCAACAGCCUACUGGUCUGCCAUUGCAAAUGCAAGCACCUCAACAUUCUUCAGCACUUGAUAGAUUACCACAGCCCGCUGACAGUGAAAUGCCAGUCAAGAGGUUGGACAUUCGUGGCACAUACAAUGGUUUGAAUGUAGAUAGAUCCUUGGCGGAGAAGCAUAGGUCAUCACCUGCUCGUGCUCCGACAGAAUGGCUUCCCCUUCACCAUACACCAUCACAAACUUUACCACUAAUUAUACCUGAGACAAAACAUGUUAGAAGUGCAUCGGAUAGUUUAGAAAUUAGUUCUUUUGUUAGCCAAGGAGCUAGUUCAUCAGUAUUUGUUCCGCAUCAUCAGUAUGAUGCCUUGGACCGGAAAACAGGUACCCGUAACUUAGCUCAACCACCAUAUCAGCACCAAGAUUUGUUGCUACCAAGCCAACAAAAUCAAGGUACAAUUUUGGGAAACCAAGUUCAUCCUCAUCUGCCCCAACAGUUACAUCCCCAUUCCCAUCCUCACCAUCAGGAGACUUUUAGAAGCUUUGCCCCUGGCAUGACUGUAUCUCCAUUCCAAGGACAAGGAGGCAAUGCAACCAUGACACCAGUUUCCGUUCUGCCAACUUUUUCUGUACCACCUGCUGUGCCACCCUAUGGCGUGCUGUCUGCACCUGGGUUUCCUAUGCCACCAUUACCGCCCGGACCACCACCUGUCCCACUGCAGAUGGGUUCAUCAUCAUCACAAGUUGGUGGCCCUCAACCAUUUGUCUCUGGACUUUUGAGUAACCUUAUGCGGCAUGGUGUAAUUUCACUGGAACCACCUAGCCAAUCCCAGGAUUCUGUUGGAGUUGACUUCAAUGUAGACCUCAAGGUACGGAAUGAGCCUGUCAUCAAUGCUUUGUAUCAGGAUCUUUCAAGGCAGUGUAAAACUUGUGGCCUUCGAUUUAAAUGCCAAGAGGAGCAUCGUGCUCACAUGGACUGGCAUGUUACAAAAAAUAGGAAUUCAAAGAACCGUAAGCAAUCUUCACGUAAAUAUUUUGUCACGGUGGAGGAAUGGUUAAGAGCUGCAGAAACAGUAGGAAACGAUGGAGUUCCUGCUUUUGUGCCCUCAGACCCAGUCCCAGAUAGAAAGGAAGAGAGAGAAAUUGCUGUUCCUGCGGAUGAGGAGCAAACAGCCUGUGCAUUAUGUCAAGAGCCAUUUGAAGAUUUCUACAGUGAUGAGACUGAUGAGUGGAUGUAUAGAGGUGCGGUCUACAUGAAUGCACCAGACGGUAAUAUUGAUGGUCUGGAAAGGUCACGGUUGGGACCUAUUGUCCAUGCUAAAUGUCGAUCUGGGCCCAGCAAUACUUAGGGUGGGCAUGGCUGGGAUGACUUGAUAGCUUUUUUUUCCGUUGCGGCUGUAGGCAUGACCUGUAAACUACUGGAGACUCAGAAUUUGGUAUGGUUAGAUUUUUUCCUAUCUAUGGCUUCGUUAACAGCCAAUGCACAGAAUGUUAAUGUGACAAUAGUGCAUAACUGUAAAAUUUUUCUGUAAUUCAGUGAUUGGAAGUUAGUAAUCGGCACAACAUUCACUAUUGUCAUAUUGUGCUUUUGCCCCUGUCAUUUUGUCCUUCCAUAGUUGCACAGUGCUGCUUUUUCAUUACAGCCGUAGUGUGAUCUAUACUUAAGCUUCAUGUUUAGGGUUUCUGCAGCACAGUUGUUGUCAGGACAGCGGUUUAUGGAGCCAUGGUCUCACUGGACAUGGGAAACAAUAUAUUUCAAUAGUCCUGCUUUCUUCCUCGUUAAUAUCUUGUGCAGGAUACAUACCAGUUCUCUAUGUUGGUUGGUAGCUUUGGAAGGGACCGUGCAAGAUGACCAAGAGUGCUGGCCACUAUUUAUGCCUAAGUAUUGAAAGGGACUAGAUACUGUCAUUACCUUAUUGCCAAUUUUUUUAGUAUUUUCCUUUGUAAGUUGAGAGCAUUGUUUGUGACUAUUAUUCUUGGUUGCUUGUAUAGUUCCAUCUUGCUGAUAUGUUUAUACUCCAAAAUGUGGGUCAGAAUGUCUUAUCAGACUUUAUUCUUUAUUCUGGUUGGUAUAUGCUCCGGCAAACUAUUCAAUGGAACAAUUUGGGAAUAUUUUUUCGUC
This is a messenger RNA of Zea mays, 3842 nucleotides long. Its product is annotated as polyadenylation and cleavage factor homolog 4. NCBI's taxonomy places the organism in Eukaryota, Viridiplantae, Streptophyta, Magnoliopsida, Poales, Poaceae. Gene Ontology annotation, biological process: termination of RNA polymerase II transcription; mRNA 3'-end processing. The transcript is spliced from 7 exons. Bases 187 to 3069 code for a protein of 960 amino acids. Gene Ontology annotation, molecular function: mRNA binding; RNA polymerase II complex binding. The record is from RefSeq and is a predicted model, not a curated record. Gene Ontology annotation, cellular component: cytoplasm; mRNA cleavage factor complex.